GCUCCUGCGGCACUAGCGUGGAGAAUCCGCAGGGGGAAGAUGGUGUGAGGAAACCGACAAAGAAGAGGAGUGCUUGUCUUUUGAAGGGUGUGUUCCUCAUUAUGGUUUAUAAAUCUUGCGAGAAACUUCAAGAUUUAGUGCCUUAUGCUGAAGGAAGCGAGAAGCUGAGGGACAAGCAGUUACUAGGAGCGCGGGUGUGUUGAGAUGCAGCGCAGCAGCAGCAGCAGCAGUUUGACUAAACAGCUGGGAGAGAGAUGGCUGACCUUGUUGAAUCGCCUUCAAGAAGAUCCCAAGUUUGCACAAGUAAUGAGCACGAGGAUUGGGCAGUACCUCAGCAGCCGGCCUUUCUUAGCCCUGGCACUGCUGCUGUUCAGCGCCAUGGCUGCUCUACCCGUUGGGAUCUUCCUUUUGUUUGCUAUUAUUACUAUAGUUAUGUCAGUGGUUGGAUUUGUUUUCUUUGAGGUGUUUCUUCUGUUCGUUGGCGGAAUGACUCUGCUGUCCGUUCUCUCUGGCAUCGCCCUCUUCUCUCUGCUGGCCUCGGUCAUCGUCACUGGUGUGUUUGUCACUCUUCCUAACCUGCUGAGGCGUCAAUACUACUUGACAAAGAGGAACGAGAAUGAAGAAGGAACUCAAGAAAUGAAGCAGAAGUAGUGAUGUUUUUAUUCUCUCUGAUGGGACGUCUGAGGCCGCUCUUCUGCACGUGCUCAGGGUGUGGGGAUCUGAGCUGCUGAGCACAAAAACUCUUCCAAGGUCACAUUUUCUGAACACCAAGUGUCCUUUUUUUAACAAGAGGAAUGUGAAGUUUUAUCUGUGAAAUAUUUGAGUUUUUUAACUCAUUUUUUACUCCUCACCUCUCCAACUUUGUGCAAAUGAUCUCUGUUACACAGGUCAAAUGUUGAUCAUGUUGUACAAUAGCAAUGCAGCUACACAAACACUUUCUGUAAACCUAUUUCAGUCCAAUUUUAGCCAAAAAAAAAAAUAUAUUUAUAAAGCUUGUUUCCACAGUAUAUUUAUCCGUCCUCAUUGUUACUUUGUCUCUCUUUCUAAGGCUACAAAGCUGUCCUUUAUGAUUGUUUUAAUCAUUUCUAGAAGACUUAUUUCCAUUUCCAUAUGUGUGGUUUUGCGCAAAUCACAAUAAUGCAAAAAAACAGUUUUCUAAGCUUAAUAGUGUUUUUUUUUCUGUUAACAAUCUUGA
Molecule: messenger RNA, 1195 nt
Organism: Cyprinodon tularosa
Lineage: Eukaryota; Metazoa; Chordata; Actinopteri; Cyprinodontiformes; Cyprinodontidae
Product: lipid droplet assembly factor 1-like
Exons: 5
Coding region: 205-651 (148 amino acids)
Source: RefSeq, a predicted model, not a curated record